Fundulus heteroclitus (mummichog) is the source of this 2761-nucleotide messenger RNA. It is a transcript of the gene cxxc5a, whose product is annotated as CXXC finger protein 5a. Gene Ontology annotation, molecular function: zinc ion binding; methyl-CpG binding. Lineage: Eukaryota; Metazoa; Chordata; Actinopteri; Cyprinodontiformes; Fundulidae. Bases 566 to 1405 code for a protein of 279 amino acids. Gene Ontology annotation, cellular component: nucleus. The transcript is spliced from 3 exons. The record is from RefSeq and is a predicted model, not a curated record.
UGCAUGUUCCUCUCUGCAAGCGGGGAUGUAGAGGUGGGAUUGCAAGCGCCGAGAAAGCUCGGGGAACCCACGCGUUCAGCACAGCCUCUGAGAAAGUGCGCUUUUCUAAUUUAACCAACGCAAAAUCCGAAUUUUAUUUUAUGUUAUUUCUCUCCACGUCUGCCACUACCACGCAGGCACCGGGUUAGGAUUGUGUCUUUUUGAAAAAGAAGCUUUUUGUGCCCCUGUCUUCUCUUCUCUUCUUUCUUUCUCCUUUUUUUUUGUCACCAUUCGCCACGGCAAGGCUGGGAGAGACACGGACCGCUCGGACUGUGGGAGCCUUCCCCUCUGCUUGAAUCUGCUCUGGUAGUUUGCUGAAAGCCAAUGGAAGAACGUGAAUGAGGGCUGAGCUUCUGAGGAGGAGGAAGGCUUUAGUGCCUGUCUCUUGCUGACUGGCUGGUCGGUUGGCUAACAUCAAGCAGGACUCUUACUGGGGGCAAACAACAGGCCGAGAACAAGUCCUUCACUGCUCACCCCUUUCCCCUUUCCACCCUCACCCCCAACCCAGGCACGUACGUACUGGACCAUGUCUAGUGGGCUUUCGGAGGGACCCCAGACAGAGGACCUGGAGCGGAGUAGCUGCAAACAGGACUCUCCUGUCAUAGAGCGCAGGAAUCGGAGCGGCAUCAUCAGCGAGCCCCUCAGUAAGAGCCUUAAGAAGUCUCGCGCCCUAUCUCAAUACACAGCAGUCUCCUCUGCUGCCACCAAUGGACACACGGACAAUAGCUCGACGAAGGGCCACUUGGCCAAACCACAACCACCAUCGGCUCCCCAAGCCACCGUCUCCACACUGACAGCAGCCAAGUUGGACAGAACCUUAGAACAGGUUCUAGAGGGACAAAAUGGCCUGCUGCACUUCGCCCAGGCUGCAGCGCUGCUAAAGCGAGCCGGUAUGGAGCACAUGCUCCUGCCUGGGGGCAUGGGAGUGGGAGUUGGCGGCGGAGACACAGGCUCGGGGGCUAGCGACUUGGAGGGUACGUCUGUCACGGACGCCGUAGGUGGUCCCGUUGACUUCCCAUAUGGAGUAGGGGGCGGCUUCCCCUUCAACCCGGGCCUUUUCAUCAUGACGCCGGCUGGAGUCUUUCUGGCGGACAGCGCACUUCACAUGGCUGGCUUGACCGAGUACCCGGCACAGAGCGAGCUGGCCUCUGCUAUCAACUCCGGCAAAAAGAAACGGAAACGCUGCGGCAUGUGCCCGCCUUGCCGACGGCGGAUAAACUGCGAGCAGUGCAGCAGCUGCCGGAACAGAAAAACAGGCCAUCAGAUCUGCAAGUUUCGCAAAUGUGAGGAGCUGAAGAAGAAACCCUCCACUGCACUGGAGAAGGUGAUGCUUCCAACAGGAGCGGCGUUCCGGUGGUUCCAGUAGGACUCCUCCUCCACUCCUUACCCAAAGCUCUGCCAUCAAGUGCAAUGCCAACUCCUGGAUUGUCUCCAGAACAGACACUGGUUAACAAACAAACUAGCAACAAAUAAAAUUAUAUAUAAAAAAACAACAACAAAAAAAAAGCAGAAAAAAAUCGGAAUAUGGAUGCACCUACUUAAACCUUGAACCAAAAAUGAAGCGUAAAAGAAAAGCAUCUAUGGCAACUAUUCAUUCCCUUUUUCUAUGUUUUCUUUUUUUUUCGUACCUUUAUGUCUUUUUUCCCAGCUGGAUUCCCCCCCCCCCCCUUUUUUUUCUUUUCUUCUCCUGUCGCUUGAACGCGGAACUGCUAAUUGCCAGAAACAGAAAUAAGGGACAGAUGGUGGACAAUCAACUAAUUUCUGUGUUUGGUGUUAAUGUUGUUCAUGUGUGAAAAGAUUCGGUACUUGUGUAGAGAAUGUAAAUUUACAGCUAUAUUUUAAAGCUAGCGGCUAAUGGCGAACAUCGUAACUCUUCACUGUUAUGUUACCUAAACCCAUGUCUAGUUUACGGAUACGUUUGUUGGAGACGGAUGGAGAACGUGAUUUAAAAUGUGAGGCUGUCAAGUUCAGACUGAAAUGGAAGUGAAUACUGUUGCUGGCAAAGCUCUCUGAGUUUGAAGGCAUCACUACUGUAAUCUCCUUUAAUAAGCCCUCCUCUGCAUCUUCAAACUUUUCCUUUCUUGUGAAACUGGCAGCCUUAUGUUACUGUGGCCCUACUGAGCACGUGCCAGUACUGUUCAGGGCAAUAGCACCGAGAGACAGCACUUGCUCUGAGUCUACCCUACUGAACGCACUGAGAAGAUUGCAUUUCUUUUUUUAUUAUUAUUGUUGGUUCAUUUGUUAAAUUUUCAAGAGUUUUUUUUUUUUUUUUUUUUUUUUUUUUUGUUAAGUUGCUGGGUAGCUACAGCAUCUGAAAAAAAAAAUAACUCAAUCUUUGUAUUUGUUUAGAAAAUUGGACUGGUUUUGUGAAUAAAAAGGAAUGCAUGUAUUUGUGUCAAAUUUACAAUUCCCAUGUUUUGUCUGAUUGUCUAAUUGCAUGUUUUUUUUAAGAGCGGUUUUGAGUAAGAAAAUGAACUUUUCCACAGGUUAUAAGAAAUGUUUCCUUUUGUUUUAUAAUUGGAUAGCAUGAAAAGAAGGAGGAAAAAAACAACAACAACAACCUUACCCCAGAAAUCUCUUAAAAAGAAAGCGAAAGGUGGUGGAAAAAUGGAUCACCAUCAUGUCCAUUCAUGCUGCCUGUGUAAUCUUCCUACACUGGAAUGAUGGAGCCUUGCUGUGCUAAAAUGUAACCAAAAUGAUUUAAAAGAUGUUUGAAUAAGAA